Molecule: messenger RNA, 147 nt
Organism: Symbiodinium necroappetens
Lineage: Eukaryota; Dinophyceae; Suessiales; Symbiodiniaceae
Source: the annotation of a GenBank genome assembly
AUGGAAGCAGCUCUCCCGAUUCCCGAAGUGGAGGAGGAGGGGUCCUAUGAACUUCAACUCCCCGCACAGACAAGCCGCACAGCGUGGCUGCGGCAGCUUGCAACACAGAGGCGAUUCAUGCCGAGUAUCUGUCAAUGUUGCAGCUAG